Molecule: messenger RNA, 912 nt
Organism: Lasiodiplodia theobromae
Lineage: Eukaryota; Fungi; Ascomycota; Dothideomycetes; Botryosphaeriales; Botryosphaeriaceae
Product: 60s ribosomal protein l5
Exons: 2
Coding region: 1-912 (303 amino acids)
Biological process (GO): translation; ribosomal large subunit assembly
Cellular component (GO): ribosome; cytosolic large ribosomal subunit
Molecular function (GO): structural constituent of ribosome; 5S rRNA binding
Source: RefSeq, a predicted model, not a curated record
AUGCCUUUCACCAAGCUCGUCAAGAACAACGCGUACUUCUCCCGCUACCAGGUGAAGUACAAGCGUAGGAGGUCCGGCAAGACCGACUACUACGCUCGCAAGAAGCUCAUCGCCCAGGCCAAGAACAAGUACAACGCUCCCAAGUACCGCCUGGUCGUUCGCUUCACGAACCGCGACAUCAUCUGCCAGAUCGUUUCCUCUGAGCUCAACGGCGACAAGAUCCUCGUCGCCGCCUACGCCCACGAGCUCAAGCGCUAUGGCAUCACCCACGGUCUGACCAACUGGUCUGCCGCCUACGCCACCGGCCUUCUCGUCGCUCGCCGCGCCCUGAAGAAGCUCAACCUCGACGAGACCUUCAAGGGUGUCGAGGAGCCCGAUGGAGAGUACGCCCUCACCGAGGCUGCCGAGGGCGAUGAUGGCGAGGAGCGCCGCCCCUUCAAGGUUUUCCUUGAUGUCGGUCUCGUCCGCACCUCGACCGGUAACCGUGUCUUCGGUGCCAUGAAGGGCGCCUCCGACGGCGGUCUCUACGUCCCCCACUCCGAGAACCGCUUCCCCGGUUUCGACAUCGAGUCCAAGGAGCUCGAUGCUGAGGUCCUCCGCAAGUACAUCUACGGCGGCCACGUCGCUGAGUACAUGGAGACUCUCGCCGACGACGAUGAGGAGCGCUACAAGUCGCAGUUCUCUGGCUACAUCGACGAGGACCUCGAGGCCGACGGUCUUGAGGAGCUCUACGAGGAGGCCUUCAAGCAGAUCCGCGCCGAUCCCUUCAAGGCCGACCCUGAGGCCAAGGCCAAGAAGUCCAAGGACGAGUACAAGCAGGAGUCGCUCAAGUACAAGCAGAACAAGCUCACCAAGGCGGAGAAGGAGGAGCGCGUCAAGGCCAAGAUUGCUCAGCUCAAGGAGGAUUUGUAA